AUGUCUUUGUUUGUCAGCCAGACGGAAGACCGGCGUAUUGCUCCACGUGCUGUCAGUUUAAAACGGAUCGAGCGCACCACUGUCGAGAAGUCGACCGCUGUGUGCGCAAAAUGGACCAUUUUUGUCCUUGUUUCAGAGACAUCCUUCAAGUUUUUCAUCCAAUUCAUCGUGUAUGCGAUGCUUUACUGUAUAUUCGUCCUCAUUGUAUUCGCGAUAUACACCGCGGAGUUGAAACGGGACGGAAAGACUAAUGCACAUUGGAUUGUUGGCAUUGCAUUCUCUGUACAACUUGCCACCUACAAUCUGACGACAAUUGAAAACCUGAACCGUCGCUCUGCAGUCUGGUCGCUGGCAAUCCGCGUGCCGAGCCACAUUCUCAGCAACCUCAGCCCAGAUUCCCGGUGGGCACCGACCUUCCGCACCAUCACCUAUCCUCUCCCUCCUCCGCCUCCUCCUGAAUCAGAGGUUGCGCGAGAGUUCCCAGUAGGAGAACAGCACGUCUUCGCCAUCCUGCAGACCCUGCCAGGGGAGAACCCGUUCGACCUCGGGAGUCCCCUUAAGAACCUACAGCAGGUGAUGGGCUACUCGUUCCUGGAUUGGCUGCUCCCACUUAAGCAUAGCCCCUGUGCUGACCACAGCAAUCGCGAAAGUGCUUUUGCGUUGGGACCGGUCGUGUCGAGGUUAAAGAAAGAGGCUGGCCUAGAGCCCCCUGCAGCGGCGGAGACUCUAGCGGGCACCGAGCGAAGAUCUAGACAUGAACGGAAACACGGGAAGCAUAGACGACGUAAUUGA
Messenger RNA from Aspergillus clavatus NRRL 1, 792 nucleotides. RefSeq lists its product as uncharacterized. The coding region runs from base 1 to 792 and encodes 263 amino acids. The transcript has 4 exons. Lineage: Eukaryota; Fungi; Ascomycota; Eurotiomycetes; Eurotiales; Aspergillaceae. The record is from RefSeq and is a predicted model, not a curated record.